Penaeus indicus is the source of this 2250-nucleotide messenger RNA. It is a transcript of the gene Wwox, whose product is annotated as WW domain-containing oxidoreductase-like. The transcript has 9 exons. Gene Ontology annotation, molecular function: protein binding. The coding region runs from base 112 to 1347 and encodes 411 amino acids. The record is from RefSeq and is a predicted model, not a curated record. NCBI's taxonomy places the organism in Eukaryota, Metazoa, Arthropoda, Malacostraca, Decapoda, Penaeidae.
AAAAAACUCGCGAUUUUGUUGUUCAAUAAAUACCUUCGUUUUGUGGGAAGAAUCAGGAGGAGGAAAGAAUCAAGGUCUAGCCAUCCAUAAUACCCAACAACACCAGGUAGAAUGGAGCAGCCGGAGACAGACAGCGAGGAUGAGAUGCCUCCAGGGUGGGAGGAGCGAUGCACAGCAGAUGGACUAGUAUUUUAUGCACAUCAUAGCUCUCAGACAACCCAGUGGCAGCAUCCCAGAACCAACAAGAGGAAGAAAGUUACUGGAGAAUUACCCUAUGGAUGGGAAAGACAGAUAACAGAAGAUGGGAAGGUGUUCUUCGUUGACCACAUCAACCACAAGACUACCUACACAGAUCCCAGACUAGCCUUUGCAGUCGAGGAGAGCAAUACAAUCAAUGACCUGCGGCAGAGGUUUGACAGCAGUUCAACAGGUCUCCAGGUGCUUCAUGGGAGGGACCUCACAGGGCGCGUUGCUGUCAUUACAGGUGCUAAUAGUGGAAUAGGCUAUGAAACAGCUCGAACUUUGGCAUAUCAUGGCUGCACGGUUGUCUUUGCUUGCCGGAGUAUAAGCAAAGCUGAAAAUGCAAUAUCGAAAAUUCAGGCUCAGAGGCCAAAUGCAUCAUGCCAUGCUUUACACAUCGAUUUGGAAUCUCUUGAAAGUGUGCGGACUUUUGCACAAACUUUUGCCAUUAAGUUUGACCGAUGUGAUAUACUGAUUCUAAAUGCAGGAGUUUUUGGCCUACCUCACACCUUGACUCUGGAUGGGCUUGAGACCACCUUCCAGGUCAACCACUUGUCACAGUUUUACCUCGCUGUGCUACUGCAGCCAAUACUCUCUCGCUCAGCACCUGCUCGGGUUGUGUUUGUCUCGGCUGAAGCACACAGAUUUGCAACUCUAGAUGAAGCUUGCCCAGAAGAAGAGUUAUCACCCUCCCACAAAGCAACAUAUGAUUCUAUAAUUGCUUAUUGCAACUCUAAACUAUGCAAUGUUUUGACAGCCCUGGAGAUGCAACGGAGAUUUGGCAAUCAGGGUAUAAACUGUUAUGCAGUGCACCCAGGCAAUGCUGUGUCAACCUAUAUCACACGACAUUGGUGGGUUUACCGUCUGAUUUAUGCAGUGGUUCGACCUUUUACAAAAUCCUUGCAACAGGCUUGUGCUACAAGCAUAUACUGUGCAGCAAGUACAGACAUUUCCAAGUAUGGAGGAGUUUAUGUGAAUAAUUGCGUGCCAUGUCUCCCUUCACACACAUCACUCAAUUCUGUGGUUUCAAAUCGUUUAUGGAACAUGUCUCUGAAUAUGAUACAAAAUGUGCUUGGAAAAAGAGCAUUCAGUGUACAGACUUUAUAGGAAUAUCAAGGAAAAUAAAGGUUUUGGUGUGGGCAUUGAGUUUAUGAUGAGAUUAGUAAUGUUUGCAGAAGAAAUGGGUGAAUUGUUUUAUUUGCAGAUGGUAUGAAGAUAUAAUGCUUCAUUAUAGUUUGGAAUUAACUAAGUUGAGGAGGUAGUUCGUUAUACAUUACAUCCAAACCAGUUUUAAGUUUGUUUAAGUAUAGUAUUUAUGAAGUGUUGACUUCAUAUUAUUUAUUUAAUCUGUUAUAGAUAAAUAUUUCAGGGCAUUCCAUUCAGAAGUCUGCAUUUUAAUGUUGAAAUAUAUGGUUAACUCAGUGCUGCCAGGGAAAAUGAAUAUAAAUUGGGGAAAAUGCUGUGCUCAUUUUUUAUAUUUUUGUGAAAUGUCUCUGCACAUAGAUGGCUCUGCUAGUGCUCAGCCACAAAGGAGUCAAUUAGUAGAUCUUGUGACCUUACCUGAUUUCACCUUUCCUUGAAUUGGCAGGGAAAAUGUAUUUUUUACUAAUGCUGUGAAUAUUGAUGCUGUUAUUUUUAUUAUAAACAUUAUAAUUACUAUAAUGUUAUAAACAUUAGUAACAGCAAAAUAAGAGAACAUAAAAUAUUUUGUAUAUCAAGGAAAAGGGUAAGCAGGGGAGACAGGCAGUACAUGUAAUUGGCUCAUUGGUGACUUAGUACAAGUGUAGCCAUCUAUGUGUAAAGCAAUUAAACAAGUAAACUCACAGUGGGCAUGGCAUGUACGUACAUGCCAUGCUCGUUGGCAUUGGGUUAAUGCUCUAUUUUAUGCACGAGGUACAUUUCCAAACUCUUUGUGAUUAUAUGAAAUUUGUGUUGCCUUCUAAAGUACAUGGAAUAGAUUGUUACAUUGUGAAUAAACAUUAUGAAGUAUUCAUUAAACUGUAGUUUUGU